AAUAUAAUAAAGUAAUUAGAUUGUGUUUUGGUGUGGAAGUGGGGGGUUUCUUGCGGUGAGAGAGAAACUCUGAUUCUGUUGAUUGGAACCAUUUCAUUUCAAUCUUGUUGAUUACCCUUUCAAUUUUCAAGCUUCAAUUUUUAAACUUUGCUCGAAAAAUGGCGAUUGGGAAUACGGGAAUUACCAAUUGGUUCCACAAGAAAAUCACUGAUCCUCUUCUCGCCAUUCUACACAGAGGAGCAGAGCCAAACCAGUUGGCUUUCUCUGCUGCUCUUGGCAUUACUUUGGGAGUAUUUCCUAUAUGUGGUGUUACUGUAUUCCUCUGCGGAGUGGCUAUUGCAUUGCUUGGAUCAUAUUGUCAUGCUCCAACUUUGAUGCUCACAAACUUUAUGGCUACUCCAAUAGAGUUGAGUCUGAUUGUACCUUUUCUACGCUUCGGUGAAGUUUUGUCUGGCGGACCUCAUUUCCCUUUAACAUCUGAUGCUUUAAAGAAAGUUCUUACCGGUCAAGCUUCACAUGAGAUCAUAUUAAGCAUUGUCAAUGCGUUAUUAGGGUGGCUGGCUGCGUCACCGUUUAUUCUCGGAACAUUAUACAUAGUUUUUUUACCAUGCUUCAGAAUUCUUGUUCAGAAAUUCUCAAAUGUACCUUUAAGUCCAAAGAAGCCGCUUCUUUCACACUCAGAAAUAAGGUUAAAGGUAAGAGAUGUUUGACAAAUAUAGUAACAAGCUAUGUAGCACCGACAAUUCAGAUUGAAGGUGUGUCCGUGUUGACAUGUCAAUGUUGUUAUGUUGUCUGUGUGUGUCUAUGUCAGAGUGAUCAGUUAUGAAUAUGAUCUUUCGUUGACACAACUUGUACAUAAUCAUCAAAGAUUUGUUGCUGUUUAUAAACUGAGAUUGAUGUACCCUAUGUUGUAAAGUAUGUUGUGACAAAAAGUAGUGGACUAUGAAACAAUGAAAACAAAGAUUGUUCAAAUUCUUCUGAUAAA
Trifolium pratense (red clover) is the source of this 985-nucleotide messenger RNA. RefSeq lists its product as uncharacterized. Gene Ontology annotation, cellular component: intracellular membrane-bounded organelle. Lineage: Eukaryota; Viridiplantae; Streptophyta; Magnoliopsida; Fabales; Fabaceae. Bases 159 to 710 code for a protein of 183 amino acids. The record is from RefSeq and is a predicted model, not a curated record. The transcript is spliced from 5 exons.